Messenger RNA from Akanthomyces muscarius, 3147 nucleotides. RefSeq lists its product as uncharacterized. Bases 1 to 3147 code for a protein of 1048 amino acids. The transcript is spliced from 4 exons. Lineage: Eukaryota; Fungi; Ascomycota; Sordariomycetes; Hypocreales; Cordycipitaceae. Gene Ontology annotation, molecular function: iron ion binding; aromatase activity; FMN binding. Gene Ontology annotation, cellular component: cytosol. The record is from RefSeq and is a predicted model, not a curated record.
AUGGCCGAGUCCAUCCCCAUUCCCGAGCCCCCGGGUCUGCCAUUCAUUGACACAUAUGGCGAAAUCUAUCGCAUGCGCCUGGGUGGUAGCGCUUUUUGUGUCGUGAGCUCCCGAGAGCUUGUAAACGACGCCUGCGACGAGCGUCGCUUCAAGAAGACCAUCGCCGGUUCGCUUGGCAAGGUUCGCAACGCCGUUCACGAUGGCCUCUUUACCGCCGACUCCGAGACUGAACCAAAUUGGGGCAAAGCGCAUCGCAUUCUCAUUCCCGCUUUUGGUCCCCUCUCUAUCCGCAACAUGUUUGACGAGAUGCACGACAUUGCCUCUCAGAUGGCCAUGAAGUUUGCCCGCCACUCGGGUGACCGCAUCAACGCCUCAGACGACUUCACCCGUCUCGCCCUCGACACAAUCGCCCUCUGCGCCAUGGACUAUCGCUUCAACUCGUACUACCGCGAGGAGCUUCAUCCCUUUGUCCAGUCCAUGGGUGACUUCCUGACAGAGUGCGGCGCCCGUGGCCGCCGCCCUCCAUUUGCACCCAAGUUUUUCUACCGCACUGCCGACGAAAAAUACGAGCAAGAUAUCAAGACGAUGCGCGAUGUCGCCGACGAAGUUGUUGCCAGCCGCAAGAAGAACCCUAGCGAUCGAAAGGACCUGCUCACUGCUAUGCUUGACGGCAAGGAUCCCCAAGACGGACAGAGGCUUACUGAUGCAAGCAUUUCCGACCAGCUUAUUACCUUCCUCAUCGCUGGCCACGAGACCACUUCAGGAAUGCUCUCCUUUGCUUUUUAUCAGCUUCUCAAGCAUCCUGCCGAGUAUCGCAAGGUUCAAGAAGAAGUUGACUCCGUCGUGGGCAGAGGCCCAAUUACUGUUGAGCACAUUUCCAAACUUACCUACAUCCAAGCUGUACUUCGAGAGGUGCUACGCGUCAACGCAUCAAUCCCAGCCUUCAGUGUCGAGGCGAAGGAGGAUACUCUGCUGGCUGGCAAAUACUUUAUCCCCAAGGAGCAUCGCCUUACUCUGCUCCUUGCCAAAUCCCAUCUCGACCCCAGUGUGUAUGGUGACGACGCUGGUGAAUUCAAGCCCGAACGCAUGACUGACGAUAACUUUGCUCGUCUCAACAAAGAAUUUCCCAACGCCUGGAAGCCAUUUGGCAAUGGAAAGCGCGCGUGUAUUGGCAGACCCUUUGCUUGGCAAGAAGCGGUCCUUGCCAUGGCCAUGCUGUUCCAGAACUUCAACUUCACCCUUGACGACCCCAACUACACCCUGGAGAUUCAAGAAACCCUUACCGUCAAGCCUCACAACUUCUUUAUGCGCGCAUCUCUCCGUCAUGGUAUGAAUGCCACUGAGCUGGAGCACCAGCUCAAGGGUGGCGCGACUCAUUCCAAGGCGGGCAAGGCGGCUGAAACCCCAGCUGCUAGCCCGGCUGGUAAUGGCAAGCCCAUGUCCGUCUUCUAUGGCUCCAAUAGCGGCACUUGUGAGGCCCUGGCUCAGAGAGUCGCUGCUGAUGCUGGUGCGCAUGGAUUCAAGGUCACUGAUAUUGGUCCGUUGGACAAUGUCAACCAGAAGCUCCCCACUGACCGCCCUGUGGUCAUUGUCACUGCUUCGUAUGAAGGUGAACCGCCAUCCAAUGCCGCUCAUUUCGUCGACUGGCUUAAGAGUCUCAAGGGCAAUGAGUUGCAGAGAGUGGCAUAUGCCGUCUUUGGCUGCGGCCAUCACGAUUGGGCUCAGACGUUUCACAAGAUUCCCAAGCUUGUCGAUGCUACCAUGGCCGAGCGUGGUGCCGACCGUAUCCUUCCUAUGACGGGUACCGACGCCGCUGAUCGUGACAUGUUCAGUGACUUCGAAACUUGGGAGGACGAGAGCCUGUGGCCCGCUCUGAAGAAGAAGUACGGCGCAUCGGAGAACCAGGACGGCCAAAGCACCUCCGGCCUUGUCGUGGAGAUUACACACCCUCGCAAGGCGACUCUCCGCCAGGAUGUUGAGGAGGCUGCCGUCAUCGACACCAAGGUUCUUACCAAGGGAUCCCAGGCCGUCAAGAAACACAUUGAGAUCAGACUUCCAACCGGCAUGACCUACAAAGCUGGCGACUAUUUGGCCGUUUUGCCAUUCAACCCCGCAGCUACUAUUGCUCGUGUCUUCCGUCGCUUUUCGCUUAGCUGGGAUGCCACCUUCACCAUUACCUCCAAUGGGCCUACUACAUUGCCUACUGAUGUUCCGAUUUCCGCCACCAACGUUCUCGGCGCCUAUGUUGAGCUCAGCCAGCCCGCCACAAAGAGAAAUAUUCAAGCCAUGAUUGACUCGAGCGAGGAUGAGAAGACCGUGACCGCGCUCAAGGGACUUAUCGGAGACAAAUUCCCCGAGCUAGUCACUGCCAAGCGACUGUCUGUUCUUGAUUUGCUGGAGCAAUUCCCGGCUGUCGAUCUGCUUUUCGAGUCUUUCCUCGCCAUGCUGCCUCCAAUGCGCGUUCGACAGUACUCCAUCUCGUCUUCGCCUCUGGUUGAUCCCACUAGAGUCACCUUGACCUACUCUCUCCUUGACGUGCCCGCCCACUCUGGUCAAGGCCAGCACGUAGGUGUUGCCAGUCACUACCUGUGCUCCCUCCGAGAAGGCGACAGGAUUCAUGUCGCCGUCCGGCCCUCAGCCGCUUUCCAUCUUCCCGCCGACACAGAAAAGACGCCCAUCAUCUGCAUGGCUGCCGGCACCGGCCUCGCCCCCUUCCGUGGCUUCGCCGAGGAGCGCGCGGCCAUGAUUGCUGCGGGACGCAAGCUCGCCCCCGCCGUGCUCUUCUUUGGCUGCCGCUCGCCCGACGAGGACGACCUGUACGCAGAGCAGUUUGCCGAGUGGCAAAAGAUGGGUGCCAUUGACGUGCGCCGGGCCUACUCGCGCGCCACGGACAAGUCGGACGGCUGCAGGUACGUCCAGGACCGCGUCUCCAAGGACCGCAAGGACAUCUUUGAGCUGUGGGAUCAGGGUGCCCGUCUGUACCUGUGCGGCAGCAGAGCCGUCGGCAAGGGCAUCGAGGACAUUUGCGUCGACAUGGUCAAGGACAGCGCGCAGCAGAAGCUCUCCAAUAUUGUCACUGACGAGGCGGCGCGCGCUUGGCUCGAUAAUCUGCGCAACGAGCGCUUCAUGGCUGACGUCUUUGACUAA